UUCCUUUCGGAGGUGCGGUUUCCAGAUGGUCAAAAGCAGGCAGACUCCAGCCUACACACACCAACGCAGCUGAACUUUUUAAGUGGUGCCUUUCUCAGUCUCUCCAGCUCUCAACUUUGCCAAAUAUGAUUCAUUUCUACAACAAGCCUUUUCCAUCUAAAUCUACACACCUCAGAUUUGCUUAUUGUUAAGAAAUGUCACCCACUGGAAAAGCAUAAGAGGAUGCAGCUGUUUUUCCAGAGGAGCGUCUGAGAAGAUCUUAUGGAUAGCAUCCCUUAGAAGCUGACACGGGUCUGAGAGACCAUGUAGGCUGUCACUUUUAGAAAGAACCAAGGCUUUUUUUCAAUGCAUCAUUUCUGUCCUGUUCAGGAUGUCUAUCAUGUUUGGGAAAGCAAAAACGUGCAGCAUUGUUCCUGAACACGAACCUGCAGAGUGCAAUAUUGUAGUUCUGGGAUCGAUGGGCUCAGGCAAAUCAGCUCUCACUGUGAAGUUCCUCACGAAGCGUUUUAUUAGCGAAUACGACCCAAACCUUGAAGACACUUAUUCCUCAGAGGAAAUAGUGGACCAGCAACCAGUUCUGGUCAAAGUAAUGGACACAGCAGACCAGGAUGGUCCAGUGAACUGUGAUCGCUACUUGGCCUGGGCCAGUGCAUUUCUCAUCAUCUACAGCAUUGAUAGCAGGCUCAGUUUCGAAGUAUGUCAACAGUAUGUGGAAGCCGUGACACUGUACACCAAAGGCCUGCAGCCUGAAGCUCCCAUCAUUUUAGUAGGCAACAAAGUGGACAUGGAGAGAUACAGACAAGUGAAUAAGGCGGAUGGUGCGACCUUGGCUGCCCGUUUCGGCUGCUUGUUUUUUGAGGUGUCAGCCUGCUUGGACUUUGUGUCUGUGCAAAACGUAUUUUAUGAAGCUGUCCGGGAGGUUAGGCGUGAGGCAGAGAGGAGUCUUUCACCCCGGCCUCUUUACAUCAGUGAAGACAAAGCACCAAUCAGCCUCUCCUCUGCCUCUCUUCUCUCACCUUGCUAUAAGGAGCUGCCCACUCCGGCCACAGCCAAGCUAGUGACUGUGAAGUCCUCGAGGGCCCAGAGCAAGCGCAGAGCACCUACACUCACCCUCCUCAAAGGCUUCAAGAUCUUUUGACUCAACAGUGCUCCCUUAUGGUACAAGAAGAUACACUUAGUUUUACACUCUCUCACCCAGAAUGUUUUUAGUAAUACAAACCCAAAUGCCCAUGUACGAACUUUUAAUUAAAUUUCCUCCCACACCCAGCCCCCCACCCCACAAUAGCCAGGCUAUUUCCACUCAUUCAUGGUUAGUAUAAUAUUUGAACAUAUAUGCAUUAGAUUAUUGUUAAUGUCAGUCUCAGUUCUGGAUUAUUCCUUUAUGCACAGUUUAUUGUUUUCACUGGUGCAUUUCACCAGAUUUAACUAGUUUUAACAGUUUGAACUCAUUUAAACGAGUAACCCUAAGCCCUGUUUAUUGCCAUUAUCACCAUUAACUUAAUCAACUUAUUAGCACUAUAGUAGCUAGGGUUUUUACUUACAUUGAGGGAAAAAAUAAUUGAUCCCCUGCUGAUUUUCUAUGUUUGCCCACUGACAAAGAAAUGAUCAGUCUAUAAUUUUAAUGGUAGGUUUAUUUUAACAAAACAAUCCAGAAAAUGUAUUUCAAAAAAGUUAUUAAUUGAUUUGCAUUUUAAUGAAUAAAAUAAGUAUUUGACCCCUUUGCAAAACAUGACUUAGUACUUGGUGGCAAAACUCCAAGUCUUUAAGGUGAUGUUUGGCAACUCAAACCUUCAGCUCCCUCCACAGAUUUUCUAUGGGAUUAAAGUCUGGAGACUGGCUCCAUCGUCCCUUUGAUGUGUUGAUGUUGUGUUGUCCCCUUGGCAGAAAAACACCCCAAAAGCAUAAUGUUUCCACCUCCAUGUUUGACAGUGGCAAUGGUGUUCUUGGGGUCAUAGGCAGCAUUCCUCCUCCUCCAAACAUGGAGAGUUGAGCUGAUGCCAAUGAGCUUGAUUUUGGUCUCAUCUGACAACAACACUUUCACCCAGUUCUCCUCUGAAUCAUUGAGAUGUUCACUGGCAAACUUCAGAUGGGCCUGUACAUGUGCUUUCUUAAGCAGGGGGACCUUGCGGGCACUGCAGGAUUUUAGGCCUUCAUGGUGUAGUGUGUUACCAAUCGUCUCAUGUUAUUCUGGGCUGAUUCCUCACCGUUCUCAUAAUCAUUGAAACCCAUGAGGUGAGACCUUGCAUGGAGCCCCAGAUCGAGGGAGAUUGAGUUAUUUUGUGUUUCUUCCAUUUGCGAUUAAUCAAACCAGCUGUUGUCACCUUCUCACCAAGCUGCUUAGCGAUGAUCUUGAAGCACAUUCCAGCCUUGUGUAAGUCUACAGUCUUGUGUACAGGUGAUUUAUGUACAGGUAACAAGCUGAGAUUAGGAGCACUCCCUUUAAGAGAGUGCUCCUAAUACUUAUUUUACUCAUUAAAAUGAAUUAAACUCAUUAAAAUCUUUGUCAGUGGGCAAAAGUACAAAAUCAGCAGGGGAUCAAAUAAUUUUAUUUCCCCUCACUGUAUAAAUGAACAGCAAAUGCUUUUCAUCCAUUUAUAAGUACACAUAAUGUGCAUGUUAGUAAAAGCAGUCAGACAAAAAAAAAAAACACGGUGCAGGACAAAGGCGAGUGAGGAUCCAAAUGCAGUUGAAACGUUUUAAUAAACCAAGACAAGAAACAGACAGACAGGCAAAACUAGGCAACACACAGAGCUAACAGGAACACAAACAUAUAGACAACGACUAGCAACAGGGAAGUGAGCAAACAGAGUAUAUAUAACUGACAGGAACCAAUGACAAAGCAGAGGCAAUCAGAGACAAAGACAACACACCUGAAGGAGAGAUGGAGUUCAAUUAAUGUCCGUGGUAACCAAUGAGUGGCGGAGCAAACAAUUAACAACAGAGAAAGACAGCAGACAGAAACAGGGCAGAAACACAGACAGACUCAUUACAUUACCAAGGAAAAAGACUUUGCCAUGGUGGAAAAAUGAUUGACAAGCACAAAGUCAUGACAUUGCAGACUCCUUCCACAAAGGUCUUGCAGAGAGAUACUGUAUGUUUUUCAUGGUGAAUAAGAUCUUUUUAAUCUGUUUAUUAUUGGUCUUCUUGGACUAUGUAGAGCAUCCAUACAAGUCCCUGUUUAUAUGCUGUUACUAUAGAUUUAAUAAUAGAUGAUAAUGAAUUCAAUUACAUUAAUAUGAACCUGUCAGAACAGCAUUUAGAGAAAAUUAAACCAAACUGAUUUGAAGAGAUAGAGAACAAUACACACUCUCUGUCUUGGUCUCAUAUCUUUUGACUUAACUCAAGAUCUCCAUCUAUGAUUUAUUGGCUUGAUCAACAAAAAGCAACAGUAACUAAGUAUCAAUAGUUGGUCUAUUGUAAGGCCAAUAUGUGUUGAAUCAAGUUUGAUAGAACAAAAAAAAAGCCUUUGACUCUUUGUACAUUUAAAUGUUUAUAAGAAUGCAAACUAAGGAAAUGGGAAUUUGUUUUGUCUCUCAGUCCCACAUCACUUGUCUUCCUCACCCUCUUCAUUAGAAUCAGAGUAGAGUUUGGAGGCAGUUCCAUCCUUCCACGUGACCAUAAUCUCACCAGGGUUCAGUGCUUCAGUCUCACUAGCUUCCUCCAGUGGUGCUUUGCUCUCCAGUUGUCCAUCUUGUGUUGGGUCAGGGUAGGAGUUUUUGUCCUCCUUGGACACAGUGAUAAUUUGAAGCUCUUCCAUUUCCACUUUUACUAAGGCAGGAGAUGCAGCAGUGGCGGUUUUGUACUUGGCUAUUUCUCGCCGAUGUCUGUAAAAAAAGGAAUCUAUUACUUACCCAUUCUGUACAGACACACUUACUCGAGUCAUUUUCACUUUAAGACUUUUCUCCAAAGCCCAACCUUUACCAUUGUAUACAAGGCAUUUAAACAAGGCAAAAUUUGUUGUGCUAUCACAUAUGUGAAUACUGACUUGUUACUCAUCAAUCCCAUGAUGCAGAGCACACACCCCAUAAGCAGAACCACAAGAGACAAACCCAGCAUGGCAAAUUUCCAGGGUGUUGCUGUAAAAAGAGAAUCACGUCUUAGUGUGUGAAAUAUUAACUACCAUCCUAAAACUUAUUAAAUCCUGAAUCCUGAAACUAGAUUUCAUUCAUUUCUAGACAUGUCUGAAUUGUAUAUAAGGCAAAGCAAAUGGUUGAGUGUGACUAUAAGACUAUAAUACAUUUUCUGUACAUAUCUGUCUCAAAUUACACAUAUUUUAAAAGAAAAGUGAUACAGAUUUGUCAUUUAGAAGUGAAUGAAUUUAUAAAAUGAAAGAUUAGGACUAUAAGGACACUGUAUAACCCAAAAUGCAAUUUCUGUAAAGAAAAGCUACUUAAAUCUGCAACAGAGACACAUCGUAGACAAAGACGUUAGAUAAUGCACUCUUUAAGCUCUACCUAUUGUUCAUUGUACGUUGCAAAUGUGAUAGAGAGCUGGAUGUGUAUAAAAAUGUGUAAAAAUAAAGAAGCAAAUUUCA
Tachysurus vachellii is the source of this 4534-nucleotide messenger RNA. It is a transcript of the gene rasl12, whose product is annotated as RAS-like, family 12. Lineage: Eukaryota; Metazoa; Chordata; Actinopteri; Siluriformes; Bagridae. The record is from RefSeq and is a predicted model, not a curated record. The transcript is spliced from 5 exons. Gene Ontology annotation, molecular function: GTP binding; GTPase activity. Bases 371 to 1138 code for a protein of 255 amino acids.